AUGGCUCGAGUCCUCCUCACUGGUGGCAAUGGAUUUCUUGCAAGCCAUAUUCUUGAUCUCCUCUUGGCGCGAGGACAAUCAGUGGUGACUACUGUCCGCAGUCAUGAGAAGGCGGAGCAGAUCCGCGAACGCCAUCCAUAUGCAUCUACCACUCAGCUAGGAGUUAUCAUCGUCCCUGACUUUACAAGCGCCGGUGCUUUUGAUGAAUGCUUCAAUCCAGACGCGCCAUUUGAUGUGGUCAUGCAUACUGCGUCGCCUUUUCGCUAUUCUAUAACUGAUAUUCAGCGAGAGCUCUUGGAUCCUGCAAUCAUUGGGACUAUUGCGUUGCUGGAAGCAGUUCGGAAGAAUGCACCAUCGACCAAGAAAGUGGUACGCUUCCCUGCAUCGAUCGUAACAUCUUCUUUCGCAUCGAUCAUCAACAGUUAUAAGGGGAACAGCUGGGUCGACCAUAUUUAUUCUGAGGAAGAUUGGAACCCUAUUAUCCUUUCGGAUGCUCAUUUAAAUCCUCUCAACGGAUAUAGAGCAAGUAAGACUUUUGCCGAGCGAGCAUGUUGGGAGUUUGUUGAGAAAGAGAACCCACCUUUCUCUCUGGUCACGCUAUGUCCAACAUUGAUGUUUGGCCCCGUGAUACACCCACUGCGCAAUCUCGACAAACUCAACACAUCAAACCAGCGGAUCCGAAAUUUUAUGGUAGGGGAAUAUAAAGUUGAAAUCCCAGACACAGGGACAUCGUUCUUCCUCUGGGUAGAUGUUCGUGAUGCCGCUUUGGCGCAUAUAAGAGCGAUGGAAGUUUUAGGUACCGUGAACCAGAGAUUCUUAUUGACUGCUGGUUACUUCUCCAACAAAGAAAUCUGUGAAGUGAUCCGAGGAUCCUUUCCCGACUACAGACCGCAACUCCCAGACCAAAACACGGGCGGUGGUGGGUAUCCCAACGAAGGACUUUACGGGUUUGACAACUCCCAAGCGACGAAGAAGCUUGGCUUGACGUAUCGAACCUUGUCUGCCAGCAUUACUGACACUGUGAUGUCGUUACAAAAAUUGCAAAACUGGGAGAAAAUUACUGCAUAG
This is a messenger RNA of Penicillium canescens, 1068 nucleotides long. Its product is annotated as SDR family oxidoreductase. The coding region runs from base 1 to 1068 and encodes 355 amino acids. Gene Ontology annotation, molecular function: oxidoreductase activity, acting on the CH-OH group of donors, NAD or NADP as acceptor. The record is from RefSeq and is a predicted model, not a curated record. The transcript has 5 exons. Lineage: Eukaryota; Fungi; Ascomycota; Eurotiomycetes; Eurotiales; Aspergillaceae.